AUGAAGUAUAAAGGUACAGACUACUACGCUGCGUACAGAGGUUUUAAAAUAGAAAAUGAAGCAGCAAAGUAUAAGAUGAGCUUCACGUCAUUCAGUCGUGGGAAUGUUGAUAACUGGUUUAGUGUUCACAACGGCAAGAAGUUUACAACCAUUGACUCUGAUAACGAUGAGUGGUCAGGUGGAAACUGUGCUGUAGACAGGAGAGGUGGUUGGUGGUAUGGUGAUUGUUACGGUAAUAACGUCAACGGUGAAUGGGCGAAUCGUGUUGAAAAUAAAGGAAUUCAUUGGGCUAGCAUUACAGGUUGGUCUAACUCUCUCGACUUUGUUGAGAUGAAACUUUGUCAAAUGUAA
Messenger RNA from Physella acuta, 351 nucleotides. RefSeq names its product ficolin-1-like. NCBI's taxonomy places the organism in Eukaryota, Metazoa, Mollusca, Gastropoda, Physidae. The record is from RefSeq and is a predicted model, not a curated record.